Aspergillus neoniger CBS 115656 is the source of this 519-nucleotide messenger RNA. RefSeq lists its product as uncharacterized. Gene Ontology annotation, biological process: endoplasmic reticulum to Golgi vesicle-mediated transport. Lineage: Eukaryota; Fungi; Ascomycota; Eurotiomycetes; Eurotiales; Aspergillaceae. Gene Ontology annotation, cellular component: cytoplasm; TRAPP complex; nucleus. The record is from RefSeq and is a predicted model, not a curated record. The coding region runs from base 1 to 519 and encodes 172 amino acids. The transcript is spliced from 3 exons.
AUGGCUUUGCCUAAGAUUGCCUGUAUCGGCGUCAUUGGGAAAGCUGAUAAUCCACUCCACGUGUCGCUGUUCCCUCCCUAUGUGGAGUCCACUAUUGAGUUCUCUCUUAUAUUGAAUUCCUGCCUUGAUAUCUUUGAAAUACGCCGCAAACAGACGUCAAUUGACCAAGAUCUUGGUCUUUUGCAGGCUGUGGACGAGAGACUUGCAGCAUAUGGCUGGCUUUCUACUACGGGGGUAAAAUUCCUAGUUAUAGUUGACUUGAUUGGACAGCCCAUCAGUGAUGAAGGACCUAAAGGUUCCACCAAGUCGGGGUUAAGGGAAUUUGACCUAAAAGCAGUUUUCCGAACUCUCCAAACAGCAUAUGUGCAAUUGCUACAGAAUCCGUUUUAUCGACCGGACGAGCACAUGGCCACAGCGAAAGCCGUGUCAUCUUGCAGUUCGCAGAUCACAGAUCAGAGGUUCAUUAACGAGGUCAACCGAAUUGGAAACUCAUGGGUUCCGACUGUAGCCUCCCUUUAA